Messenger RNA from Staurois parvus, 503 nucleotides. The record is from the annotation of a GenBank genome assembly. NCBI's taxonomy places the organism in Eukaryota, Metazoa, Chordata, Amphibia, Anura, Ranidae.
UCCGGGGAGAGCGGAUAUAGUGAAUGUGGGGUCCGGGGAGAGUGGAUAUAGUGAAUGUGGGGUCCUCCCGGGGGGAGAGCGGAUAUAGUAAAUGCGGGGUCCGGGGAGAGAGGAUAUAGUGAAUGCGGGGUCCGGGGGGGAGAGCGGAUAUAGUGAAGCGGGGUCUGGGGAGAGCGGAUAUAGUGAAUGCAGGAUCCGGGGGAGAGCGGAUAUAGUGAAUGCGGGGUCGGGGAGAGAGGAUAUAGUGAAUGCGGGGUCCGGGGAGACCGAUAUAGUGAAUGCGGGGUCCGGGGAGAGCGGAUUUAGUGAAUGCGGGGUCCGGGGAGAGCGGAUUUAGAUGAAUGCGGGGGUCCGGGGAGAGCGGAUAUAGUGAAUGCGGGGUCGGGGAGACCAAAUAUAGUGAAUGUGGGGUCCGGGGGAGAGCGAAUAUAGUGAAUGCGGGGUCCAGGGUUUAAUAACACAUUAAAUGAAGUGACUGGCCUCAGGUGAUAUUCAGAGAUGAA